AUGUGCCACUCCAGUGGCACGGUAUUGCAAUUUAUUAUUUUCUAUCAUCAAAUAUUUUAUUCUUUUCCCCAGUGUGCUCAUGGGAGCUUAGAAGACCCCAAAAGUGUAACCCAUCACAAAUUAAUACACGCAGCUUCUGAGAGGGUGCUGAGUGAUACCAAAACCAUCUUGGAAGAGAACAUCCAAGACCAAGAUGUCUUGUUGUUGAUAAAAAAGCGUGCUCCAUCUCCACUCCCUAAGAUGGCUGACGUCUCAGCAGAAGAAAAGAAAAAACAAGAGCAGAAAGCCCCAGACAGAGAUGCAAUAGUCUGCGCCACCGCCAACCUGCCCUCCUGCAAUAUGGACCGGGCCGUGGUCCAGACCAGCAUGAGAGACUUCCAGACGGAGCUCCGGAAGAUCCUGCUGUCUCUCAUCGAGGUGGCACAGAAGCUGCUGGCGCUGAGCCCCGGCGCAGUCGAGUUGUUCACGAAAGCGAACGCGAUGCUGGACGAGGACGAGGACGAGCGAGUAGACGAGGCGGCUCUGCGGCAGCUGACGGAGAUGGGCUUCCCGGAGAGCAGGGCCGUGAAGGCCCUCCGGCUGAACCACAUGUCGGUACCUCAAGCCAUGGAGUGGUUGAUUGAGCACGCGGAAGACCCCACCAUAGACACACCCCUUCCAGGCCGCGCCUCACCCGGAGUGGCGGGGGCCGGGGCCGGGGCCGAGGCCUCAGCCGAAGCUGCUGCCGGGUCUAGCGAGGGAGAAGAAGAGGCCAGAGAUGAGCUAACGGAAAUCUUCAAGAAGAUUCGGAGGAAAAGGGAGUUUCGGGCUGACGCUCGGGCUGUCAUUUCCCUGAUGGAGAUGGGCUUCGACGAGAAGGAAGUGCUCGACGCCCUCCGAGUGAACAACAACCAGCAGAACGCAGCUUGCGAGUGGCUGCUGGGCGACCGGAAGCCCUCGCCCGAGGAGCUGGACCAGGGCAUCGACCCCAACAGCCCUCUCUUUCAAGCCAUCCUGGACAACCCAGUUGUGCAGCUGGGCCUGACCAACCCUAAGACUCUGCUGGCAUUUGAAGACAUGCUUGAAAACCCACUGAACAGCACCCAGUGGAUGAACGACCCCGAGACGGGGCCGGUCAUGCUGCAGAUCUCCAGAAUCUUCCAGACCCUGAACCGCACGUAGGCGGUGCCUGCCUGCACUGCUGAGCUGCCCCAGUGGCCUGGCCGGGAGGGGGCGGGCCUCUUAAUUCUCAACCAAGUGUGGGGAGAGCAGGGAGACCCCAGGUGGGGGCAGCUGUCCCCGAACCCCGCCCUCAGAGCCCUGCCCUGGAUUGUCAGGGCUCCAGGCUGUGCUCAUGCUUGUCUUAUUGCUUAGAAACUCGGGUGCGGCGGUGUGCCAGACCGCAGUCCAGCCAGCCUGUGACAGUGUUUACAAACAAGUGGUUGUACACAGGGAGGGCUGCCUCCCUCCAGGGGGUCCCUCUGGGCUCUUGAAACGCUACUUGAAUUGACCCAUAGGCGCUGCUUGUAGAGUCCACUUGCUGUUAAGAAGACGACCUGUUUCAAUCCAGAGUGUUCCCGUGACUAAGUAGAGGACCUCACAGAAGACUUUUCUUUAAUAAAUUCCCGUUUUCCUACUUUC
This is a messenger RNA of Hipposideros armiger (great roundleaf bat), 1620 nucleotides long. RefSeq names its product UBA domain containing 1 (gene UBAC1). Lineage: Eukaryota; Metazoa; Chordata; Mammalia; Chiroptera; Hipposideridae. The record is from RefSeq and is a predicted model, not a curated record. The transcript has 10 exons. Gene Ontology annotation, molecular function: protein binding. The coding region runs from base 1 to 1161 and encodes 386 amino acids. Gene Ontology annotation, cellular component: ubiquitin ligase complex.